UCUACAUCUUCUUCCUGACUACCUCUCUCCCCCCCUCUCUCUCUCUCCUAUAUAUAUUUUCUCGGUCUCUUCCAGCGACGUUACCGGCGUCAAUUAAUCCGUCCGGAAUUGCGGCAGCGGACUAGAAAUGGCGAUGUUAAUGGCCUCACGUCGACUCUCAUCUUCAUCGACAACAUCAACACUGUCUGAGACUUGCCGUGCUAUCUGUUUGAGGUCUUUUUCGACGGCGUUCAGGGAGGAGCGUGAUACAUUUGGACCGAUACAAGUACCCUCCGACAAGUUGUGGGGUGCUCAAACUCAGAGGUCAUUGCAGAAUUUUGAUAUUGGAGGCGAGCAAGAACGAAUGCCUGAACAAAUUAUUCGUGCCUUUGGAAUUCUUAAAAAAUGUGCAGCCAAGGUGAACUUGGAGUAUGGUCUUGAUCCAUCUAUUGGGAAGGCAAUAAUGCAGGCAGCCCAAGAAGUUUCUGAGGGAAAACUGGAUGAUCAUUUUCCACUUGUUAUAUGGCAGACUGGUAGUGGAACUCAAAGUAACAUGAAUGCCAAUGAGGUGAUUGCAAAUAGAGCCUCUGAGAUUCUGGGCCACAAGAGGGGUGAAAAGUUUGUACAUCCAAAUGACCAUGUCAAUAGAUCACAGUCUUCCAAUGACACAUUUCCUACUGUUAUGCACAUAGCUGCAGCAGUUGAAAUAAAUUCAAGAUUUAUUCCGAGCUUGAAACAGUUGCACACUUCUUUACAUUCAAAGUCCCUUGAAUUCAAAGAUAUCAUCAAGAUUGGACGCACGCACACUCAAGAUGCCACGCCUUUAACUCUCGGACAGGAGUUCAGUGGCUACUCUACACAAGUAAAAUAUGGAAUUGAUCGGGUCAUGUGUACUUUACACCGCAUGUAUCAGCUUGCACAAGGUGGUACUGCUGUGGGAACAGGAUUGAACACAAAAAAAGGAUUUGAUGAAAAGAUUGCUGCGGCAGUAGCUGAGGAAACUAACCUACCAUUUGUCACUGCUGAAAACAAGUUUGAAGCUCUGGCUGCACAUGAUGCUUUUAUUGAAACUAGUGGUGCCUUGAAUACAAUUUCUGCUUCUCUUAUGAAGAUUGGAAAUGAUAUACGACUGUUGGGAAGUGGUCCACGUUGUGGCCUUGGUGAACUUAUUCUUCCUGAGAAUGAGCCAGGCAGCAGCAUCAUGCCUGGUAAGGUUAAUCCCACUCAGUGUGAAGCUCUCACAAUGGUUUGUGCUCAGGUUAUGGGAAACCAUGUUGCAAUUACUGUUGGUGGAUCAAAUGGUCACUUUGAACUGAAUGUGUUCAAGCCACUGAUUGCUAGUGGCCUUCUACAUUCACUGAGGUUGCUUGGGGAUGCAUCGACUUCUUUUGAAAAGAAUUGUGUAAGGGGAAUUCAAGCCAAUCGUGAAAGAAUUUCAAAAUUACUACAUGAGUCACUGAUGCUUGUUACAUGCUUGAAUCCUAAAAUUGGUUAUGACAAUGCUGCAGCAGCGGCCAAAAAGGCACACAAGGAGGGAACCACAUUAAAGGAAGCGGCAUUGAACCAUGGAUUGCUCACAAGUGAAGAAUUUGAUCAGCUCGUUGUACCUGAGAAGAUGAUCAGCCCCACAGAUUGAGCCUAGAAAUAUGUUAAGAGUUCUUAAUAAUUACUUCCCAGGCUUCAGAGCUGAUUUCUCUGAAGUUCCAUUUUUGCAUCCACAUAUCAAGCCUUUAGGUGGAUUUAGUUGGUUGAGAUGUAAAAAUAUGACAUUCAUGGAAUCUUGACAGGCUGGAGUUUUGCCUGAAUUUUUCCUGGGGUGCAUGCGAGUGAUUCUUGCAGUUGAUCCAGUUAAUAAUGGAGCUGCCGUUGACCAUGUAACAGAAGAAAAACUGUUUGAAAUGAGAGAAUGGUAUAUUGAAUGGAAAUAUCUAGUCUCAGAGAAGAACUUGUACCAUUAUUUUCUGAAUUUUCAAAUUAUUUAACAUAAAUUGAAGAUAAGGCUAAAACCAGGUCA
Molecule: messenger RNA, 1993 nt
Organism: Telopea speciosissima
Lineage: Eukaryota; Viridiplantae; Streptophyta; Magnoliopsida; Proteales; Proteaceae
Product: fumarate hydratase 1, mitochondrial
Exons: 18
Coding region: 128-1615 (495 amino acids)
Biological process (GO): fumarate metabolic process; tricarboxylic acid cycle; malate metabolic process
Cellular component (GO): mitochondrion; tricarboxylic acid cycle heteromeric enzyme complex
Molecular function (GO): fumarate hydratase activity
Source: RefSeq, a predicted model, not a curated record